Messenger RNA from Symbiodinium necroappetens, 1479 nucleotides. The record is from the annotation of a GenBank genome assembly. Lineage: Eukaryota; Dinophyceae; Suessiales; Symbiodiniaceae.
AUGGCGCAGUCGGGCUCACUAUUGGAUGCAUUGGGACAAAGCAUUCUGGACUCGGCAAGCUCCAUAGAUGCCCACAUAGAUGCCGGUGCUCUGGUCGACCGAAUCUCAGGAGACUGCAGCACUGCAAGCGGCCAUCGAGCGCGGCAAUUUGCUCUGGCCGAGUUCAAGGCUCUGGCGAAGCGCGCCCCUGGAGCCGUCGUCGCCACUGAAGGCGCCGUGGUUGCCAUCCUGCGCGUGGUUGAGAAGAUCUCCCCGCCUCAGGAUGAAGAACUUGCCGACGAGAAUGUGGAAUCAAUGCAGGAUGCCUUAGAGUGCUUGAGUUCGUUGAUGAGCACCGGCUCGUCAAAGAGCUCCGCCUCCAAAGAUUCGAAGAUCGAAGAGAAGGAGCGAGCAGACGAGCAGCAAGGACAACUUGUAGCGGAGCUUAUCGUGAAGCACACGGAGAACGUCAAACAACUCCUGCGAUUGCUUUGUCUCAGCGAGACUUCUACUCAGUACGAUGCGAUGAUCCUGCUUCAGAAAAUCUACGUCCGCUUACCUGAGCCCGUGAAUGCUGCCAUCUUGGCGGACCCGAGGUCUCUCGGCCACCUGAUGCACGUGCUGCAGACGUCACCCAUUGACUAUGUGCGCAAUGAAUGUCUUAGUUUGCUACUUCUGCUGACGGCAGCCAAUGCUGACAUUCAGACUAUUGUUACUGUGCAGGGUUUCAUCGAGACUGUUUUUUCCAUCCUGGAAGAUGAAGAUCUCGCUUUGGGUGGCAAAGUUGCGCGAGAUCUGCUGCAAUGCCUGAUGAACAUCGUCGGGAAUUCAACCUGUCAGAAGUAUUUGCGCGAAACGGAUGGGGCGGCGUCACUCGUGUCCGCAAUUUCCGUGGCAGUUGCCGGAAGACCAAGUGAGGAGGACGACGAAGAAGACGAAAGGCCAGAAAUCCCUGGGGAGUCUCGCUGGGCAUGCCUUUCUCUUCUGGUGGAUGCGGCGUUGUCGCUAGCCAGUCCUCCCGAUGCUGCGGAGGCCGAGGCUGAGGCCAACCGUCUCGCCUUGGUUAAGGCGGGUGCUCUGGACCUGUGUCGCCACCUCUCGGACCCGCAGCUGGCAGAGGCUGCGCAGCUCAUGCUCGUGCGGCUUUUUCAGUCGCUUGAGAAGUGCCCACAGGCUGCCGAUCGCCUGCAAAGCUUCGGGCGAGGCAAGCAAGACUCCGGCAGACCGCUGCUCUUUGAUCUGGCGGCAGUGCUGCUGGGUCCUGUCACGCGGCUAAGCCUUCGAAACGCGCUUGGACGUGUACUUUGCCGCUGUGUCGCCAGACAUGCCUCACUGCAGUCCUUCCUGUGCUCUUCACUCAGUCCAGAGCUCCAAGCAGAUUCUCCGGAGGUGAGGCCGGCGGGACGUCUCCUCGUGGACGUGCUGGAGGCUGCCUGCCUUUCUGGAGGAGGUGGUUCUGCUUCAGUGGAGGUGAGCUGGUUUGCGCUGAGCUUGCUGCUC